This is a messenger RNA of Lodderomyces margitis, 2571 nucleotides long. It is a transcript of the gene RFC1, whose product is annotated as replication factor C subunit 1. Gene Ontology annotation, cellular component: DNA replication factor C complex; nucleus. Bases 1 to 2571 code for a protein of 856 amino acids. The record is from RefSeq and is a predicted model, not a curated record. Gene Ontology annotation, biological process: DNA replication; DNA repair. Lineage: Eukaryota; Fungi; Ascomycota; Pichiomycetes; Serinales; Debaryomycetaceae. The transcript is spliced from 2 exons. Gene Ontology annotation, molecular function: ATP binding; ATP hydrolysis activity; DNA clamp loader activity.
AUGGUUAAUAUUCAAGACUUUUUCAAGAACAAACAGGGGAACCCCAGUACAAAACGUAAAGCAGAGGAGAUGGAAUCAACAAGCGCGAAAAGGACCAAACCAACAGCAAAGCCUAAACAGGAAGUUAUAGAUUUAGACGAUGACUUUGAGUUUGACGAUGAUGAUGAUGAUGAUGUGAUAGAUAUAGAGCCACCGAAGAAGCCGUCUCCCAAGAAGAAGCAGUCUCAGUCUUCUUCACCCCGGAAACCGCAAGCCAAGCAAUCAACGACGACGACAAGAGAGACAAAACCAAAAGCUUCUAAUCCCAGUGGAGAUGGGGAAUCUAUCGAUCAAGUACUUGCUAAAAUUCCCGAGGCAGAGUUGCCCGAAGUAAAUGAGGGCGAAAAGCCAAAUUUCUUUGCUCUUAAGGCUCAACAAAACGUGACGGCUUCCACGCUGAUUGAAUUGCCUGCGGCCCAGCCUAAUUGCCUAACUGGGUUGACAAUAGUAUUUACUGGUCAAAUGCCUUCGUUGGACCGAAAUACUGCUGAGCAGACUGCUCAACAAUAUGGUGCAAAAGUCACCAAAUCAAUCUCGAAAAAGACAAGUUUGGUUGUGAUUGGAUCAGAUGCUGGCCCGUCGAAAGUUAAAAAGAUUAAAGAUUUCAAAAUUAAAGCAAUAGAUGAAGCAGGUUUUAUACAAUUAUUGUCGAGUAUGCCGGCCGAUGGUGGUUGUGGCGAGGCUGCCAUAAAGGCUAAGGAAAAGCGUGAGCAAGAAGAGAGGAAAAUUAUUGAGGAUGCAGAAAAGGCAGAAAGAGAAGAGAAGGAGCAGGAGGAAAAGAGGAGAAAGAAGAUGAUCCAAGAAAAUGCAAGCCAGAAUGCCUCGAGUGGAGCUUCGCAACUGGCUCCUGUAUCGCAAGAGGUUCCAGCAAAGGAUAGAUUGUGGACUGACAAGCAUGCGCCAAAGGAUUUCAAUCAGUUGUGUGGAAAUAAAGGCCAGGUUCAAAAAUUGCGCAAUUGGCUUGAACAUUGGUUUGAGAAUAAAGCCAAAAAUUUUCCCGGUGGACUCGAAAACCCCAACUCAUACAGAGCUGCUUUAAUUAGUGGACCUCCGGGGAUUGGUAAAACCACUGCGGCCCAUAUGGUUGCCAAGUCACUAGGCUUUGACGUUUUGGAAAAAAAUGCAUCCGAUGUUCGUUCUAAAUCGUUGUUGAAUGCAAAUAUCAAGUCGGUGUUGAACAAUACUUCCGUCAUUGGCUUUUUCAAGCAUCGCGGCGACGAGGAGCAAAGCAACAACAGUAGAAAGCUUUGCUUGAUUAUGGAUGAAGUCGAUGGUAUGUCAAGUGGAGACCACGGUGGUGCUGGGGCCUUGUCUCAAUUUUGCAGAAUUACAAAUAUGCCUAUGAUUUUGAUCUGUAAUGACAAGUCACUACCAAAGAUGAGAACAUUCGACAGGGUGACAUUAGACUUGCCAUUUCGAAGACCAACUGAGAAUGAAGUAAAGAGCAGGUUAAUGACAAUUGCAUUACGCGAAGGUAUCAAAUUAGAUCCAAGUAUCAUUGGACAGUUGGUCCAGGCUACAUCUAACGAUAUCAGACAAAUGAUAAACUUGCUUUCUACUGUUUCCAAAACACAAAAGCUCAUUGGCGCAAACAAUGUCAAAGAGAUACAGGCCAGCUGGAAAAAACAAAUCAUUUUAAAGCCAUUUGACAUUGCUGGUAGGCUAUUAUCGUCUGGGCUUUGGACAAGCCCUAAGCAAAAUUUAAAUGAAAAGCUCGAUUUGUACUUUAAUGACAUUGAUUUUGCUCCUUUGAUGAUCCAGGAAAACUAUUUAAACACGAGACCAAGGCUUGCAGGACCUCAUAUUAAGCAUGUUGCCCAGGCUGCUGAUGACAUCAGUUUAUCGGACUCCAUAAACUCUUUGAUUAGGUCUAGUGAGCAACAGUGGAGUUUGUUACCUUUCCAUGGUUUAAUGUCAACAGUAAAGCCUUCGUACGAAGUAGCUGGCCAAGUGACUGGUAGAUUGAAUUUCAGUGCUUGGUUGGGACAAAACUCGAAACAAAUGAAGUAUCAAAGAAUGCUACAAGAAUUGCAAUAUCACACCAGAGUCAAGACGUCGACUACAAAGCAGGAAUUACGCUUGGAUUACUUAAAUCCUUUGUGGGUUAAAUUAAACACCCCAAUAAAACAGCUAGGGGAGGCUGGAAUUGAUCAAACCAUUGAUACAAUGGAUGAGUAUUACUUGACAAAAGAAGACUAUGAUAAUAUAAGUGACAUGUUAAACAAACCUAUUGAUUUGGAUAAGAAAGACAAGGCAGCAUUUACUCGUAAGUACAACAAUGCUAUUCAUCCUACGGUGAUUUACAAGACUGGAAAUUCAUUUGGCGGUAAAAAAGCAGCACCUGCCAAGGUCGAUUAUGAAGAUGUUGUAGAUGAUGAUAUGGAAGAUGUUGACGAUGACAACGAUGGCGAAGAUAGCGAUAAAAUUGACACAAAGAAAGACAAGUUGAUCAAACAGGUACCAGCGGGAAAAGCAGGGUCUGGUGCCAAGAGAUCGACCAAAGGACAAGCCAGAAAGAAGCAAAAGAAGUAA